AUGUUGCCGGAAACAUUGGCAAACGAGAAGGAUAAAGCGAUCGUCAAAGUCAGUGCGGAUGACUUAAGCAAGAUGAUUAUGAAAAACUUGGGCUCUCCUGCCGCCUUCAAGGAAAAAAAAGAAAUCCAAGAUCUUGAAGAAGAAGAUGGCCAACUCAUCGAAGAUUUGGCCUAUCUCGAUACCGUGUAUACUGCGCGCCGUCAAAUAGCCGAUGCAACUCGCCAAUUUUCCCUGAACAAAAGUAAUGAAGCCAAAAAACUGAUCAAGAAACUCGAACACCAUAGCAGUCGACAUAUGACCGCUCCCGAUAAAACAUUGCUUGAGCAUUCACUAGUCGCUACGCAACACUACAAUAUAAAAGCCAACAAAGCGGCGCUUAUAGCCAAAAAAGCCGCGCAAGUAGCCACAGAGAAUGAGUUUUUGGCUGGCGAAUCGUUUUCAACCCUCACAGAGUAUCGAGGUCGAUCUCAGGAAAUCAAAAGAACGAUCCAGCAGCUAAAAGAGUCCAUAGAUACUGAAGCUUCUAUUGCCAUGCGAGAGUCUAAGAGAUUGAGAUCGGACGUAUCUUCUGAACCUUCCAGUCCGUCAAACGACGAGAGUGAUCCAGUUCAACAUGUUCACAAUACUAUCAAAACGGCUGUAACGAACGCCCCUUCUGGCAGCGCCUUGAAUUUGCUCAAAGGUCUGACGUCGCUCCAAGCACGUCAGCUGUUCCACAUUGCCAACAAGGGCAAAAUUGCAGCCCCUGGAUCACAUGUAGCAAAUAAUGCGAUUAGAGAGCUGAGCGACGACGCAAAUGAUAUCCCGUGGUACGCUCUUUGGUACAUGAUCUUUCACGAUUUCUGUGUGAAAAACAAGCUAUUACUUUCCGAAGGCACUGAUAGCCACCAUCCUCCUUCAAGCUAG
Messenger RNA from Plasmopara halstedii, 906 nucleotides. RefSeq lists its product as uncharacterized. Lineage: Eukaryota; Oomycota; Peronosporomycetes; Peronosporales; Peronosporaceae. The record is from RefSeq and is a predicted model, not a curated record. The coding region runs from base 1 to 906 and encodes 301 amino acids. The transcript has a single exon.